Messenger RNA from Limanda limanda (common dab), 445 nucleotides. It is a transcript of the gene map1lc3c, whose product is annotated as microtubule-associated protein 1 light chain 3 gamma. The transcript is spliced from 4 exons. Gene Ontology annotation, molecular function: ubiquitin protein ligase binding. Gene Ontology annotation, cellular component: autophagosome membrane; autophagosome; cytosol. The coding region runs from base 1 to 387 and encodes 128 amino acids. Gene Ontology annotation, biological process: autophagy of mitochondrion; cellular response to nitrogen starvation; macroautophagy. Lineage: Eukaryota; Metazoa; Chordata; Actinopteri; Pleuronectiformes; Pleuronectidae. The record is from RefSeq and is a predicted model, not a curated record.
AUGCCUCCGCUAGAGAAGCCUCAGCUGCAGAACAAACCGUUCAAACUGAGGAAGAGUUUCGCCACCAGGAGGCAGGAGGUGGCGGGAAUCCGAGCCAAGUUCCCCAAUAAGAUCCCGGUCAUCAUCGAGCGGUUCGACAGAGAGAAGUUUCUUCCUCCUCUGGAUAAAACCAAGUUCCUGGUUCCACACGAGCUGAGCAUGACGCAGUUCAUCACCAUCAUCAGGAACCGGAUGGCUCUGCUGCCCACGCAGGCCUUCUACCUGCUGGUGAACAACAGCGGCCUGAGCAGCAUGUCCCUCACCAUGGCGCAGGUGUACAAAGACCACCAGGACGAGGACGGCUUCCUCUACAUGACCUACGCCUCGCAGGAGAUGUUCGGACACUGACCCGUGGCUCCAGCUUUUAUUCUGUGUUGAAGGCUGCCGGCCUCAAAUCUGCUGUAAA